AUGUCAGAACAGUCAGAAGACGCGGAGGACAUUAAACCGACCAUGUCAACGGCACCAGAUGAUUGUAUGGAGUCGGAUCCGAUAAAGGAGAUAAACUUCCUUCUGGCAAGUAGUAAAAACAUGAAAAUCGAAGAGACGCCCGUCUUCAAUAUCCGACUAAUUGCCGAAGUGAAAGCGCGUCCAUUUCUAUACGAUCAAUCAGAUGAAGGAUAUAAUCUGCUGUCGUGGAGGAACUCGGCAUGGAAUGAGAUUGCUGAAAAUUUGGAGACCACUUCUGAGCAUGUGAAAACGAGAUGGAAGACGUUGAGGGAUCGAUACAAGAAGGAAGAGAAGAAGGAACGGAUAUCCAAGAAACCAUCUAGUUGGGUAUUCCAGCGACCCCUCAAGUUCAUUCAAGCACAUUUGAAAGAUCGACACACCGAUGAGACUGACUCCAACCCUUCCUCAGACCACUCUGUAAAACAAGAAUCCGGUGGUCCUGGCCACGUGUCACCUAUGGAAGCAGCCAUGUCUUUCAUUGAAAAUGAACUGAUCAGAACCCAGGAGACCAACUCAUCCAAGUCUUCAACUGAUGUGGAUUCAAGCUCCGCCUCCACCGCCUCAAGUUCUUCAUCCAAAAACACGGGAGGAACUCAGGAAAGAGCAGAUGGGAAUGUGGUGACACCUCCACCUCUGCCCAUCCCAAUGGCCGUCACACCUUCUCCAUCAGCCACGUCAUCAGCAUCACACAACGGAGUGGGACCAGCAGUAAAGAGAAGUCGAGUCUCGUUGACUGAUGGAAUGACGCCAAUAUCAUCUCGAAACGCCGCCGUCGCCGCUGCAACAAGUCUCGGUCUCUCAUUCCUACCCGGUCUUUCACAAUGGGGAACGACACGAGAAGAAGAAGAAGAUGAGAUAUUCGCGAGAAUGAUUUCUAUCAAAUUGAGUAAACUCGACGCGAGAACCAAAGAAGUCGCCAAGUUACAAGUACUCAAAGCGAUAUUUGAUGCCCAAUUUACGACUCCGCCCACUACUUAA
Caenorhabditis remanei is the source of this 1017-nucleotide messenger RNA. RefSeq lists its product as uncharacterized. Bases 1 to 1017 code for a protein of 338 amino acids. Gene Ontology annotation, cellular component: nucleus; transcription regulator complex. The transcript is spliced from 5 exons. Lineage: Eukaryota; Metazoa; Nematoda; Chromadorea; Rhabditida; Rhabditidae. Gene Ontology annotation, biological process: regulation of transcription by RNA polymerase II. The record is from RefSeq and is a predicted model, not a curated record.